Molecule: messenger RNA, 1404 nt
Organism: Ipomoea triloba (trilobed morning glory)
Lineage: Eukaryota; Viridiplantae; Streptophyta; Magnoliopsida; Solanales; Convolvulaceae
Product: ELMO domain-containing protein A
Exons: 10
Coding region: 225-1199 (324 amino acids)
Source: RefSeq, a predicted model, not a curated record
GCUCCCUUAGACUACACGGAUAGAACUUCAUCGCAGUUUGAAGGUCGGUGUGCAUUCAUCGGAUCUCCUCUCCAAUCUCGGCUAUCAUACUCGAUACCGAGACAGGGCGGAGGGGUUUGCUCAAUAUCUCGGCCAUUCUCAUCUGUCCCUCCGGCCUAGUCCUCGAUUACCUGUCGAGAUCUCGAGUUGUAUUGUAUGAUAUACUAAUUGGGAGAUAUCUGUAAAUGUCGUCGACAACUCUGAGGAGGCGGCUCCACCACCGGGACCUUGAUGGCAAGCGGAACGAGCGUUACGAGGUCAAUCAGUCCAUGAGUUCCGACGACGAUUUGGGCGAGCCCUUACUCGGUCCUCAUAACAGAUAUGACCAUUCCGAGGGAUGUACACUGGCUGAGAUAUUGGAUGAAGGUCGAGCUCAAGAACGCCUCCACUGGACUCUGCUCUUUUCUCAUUUAAUUGCUCAGUGGGCACAGUGGUUAGCAAAUAUUGUCUUGGGCUCUGGGUCAUUUAUAGGACGGUUCUUGCCUUUUUUGCCUUUGUUAACCCAAAGUGGAUCUACAACAAAGCUUCUACCUCCACCACUCAACCCUUUGCAGGAGGCAAGGCUAAAACAUCUGAAGCUAAGAGUUGCAGUUCCUUUUGAUGGUUCUUCUGUCCAGCAUCAAGAUGCACUCAAACAGCUGUGGUUGUUAGCUUACCCAAAUAGGGAGUUUCCAUCCCUUAAAUCAGAACUUUGGAAAGAUAUGGGCUGGCAAGGAUGUGAUCCUUCAACAGACUUCAGGGGUGGAGGAUACGUAUCACUGGAGAAUCUGAUUUAUUUUGCCAAGGAAUAUCCGAAAUCUUUCCAGAACUUGUUGAACAAACAAAAUGGGGAAAGAUCUGAGUGGGAGUAUCCCUUUGCUGUAGCUGGCAUCAAUAUUUCUUUUAUGUUGGUGCAGAUGUUGGAUCUUCAAUCGGGGAAACCAAGUACACUGGCAGCUAUCCACUUUCUAGACUUAUUAAGCGAAGAUGAUAGGGCUUUUGAUGACCUCUUUUGCAUUGCCUUUGAAAUGCUAGAUGCACAGUGGCUUGCAAAGCGGGCAUCAUACAUGGAGUUUAAUGAUGUUCUAAAGUCUACCAGAACCCAGCUAGAGCGUGAGCUUGCACUCGAAGACAUAUCUAGCGUAAAGGAUUUGCCUGCAUACAAUCUAUUAGCAAGAUGAUUCAGAUUCAAGCUUAGUUUUCUAAGGCGCUAUGAUUACAAUGUACACCAUGUAAUUACUUGCUGUAUAUUGAUUCAAAUUUGUGCCCUUGAAACAGGUAGCAAAAGGGAGAGAAAUUACAAUAAAACUAAUUCGAGUAUACAGAAUCGUGUACCAACAUUGUUAGUUUAUGAAAAGGGUCAUCUUACCACCAUUCCUACCUCAA